AAUGCGUGAAAAGCUGUUUAAAGAUUGUCCGGCGUUCUUCAGUCAGCCGGAGAGCGCAGAAAAACUGACGCAAUUCUUUGGGAAGAGAGAGGUAAAUCCCGCCAGUCUGGACAUGGAGCUGGAGCUCGCGCGUCAUUCGCUGGACUACAUCAAGCAAGAAUAUCUGAAGUGUAUCGAGGCGAAUUCACAAGGUGUCACCACAAUUAAAGAUAAUUGCAUCGGAAACAGCUGUAGGAACAACGGCACGUGUAUUCCCAAUGAGAAGAAUUACACCUGUAGAUGUUUACCCGGGUACAGCGGAGAUAGGUGUGAGAAGGGUGCGUGA
Lingula anatina is the source of this 325-nucleotide messenger RNA. Its product is annotated as venom prothrombin activator hopsarin-D-like. NCBI's taxonomy places the organism in Eukaryota, Metazoa, Brachiopoda, Lingulata, Lingulida, Lingulidae. The record is from RefSeq and is a predicted model, not a curated record.